AUGGACAUCGUGGGACCAUUUUCCAUGGAGAUCGAUCAACGGAGGUUCCUGCUCGUCGUAAUGGAUUACUUCUCAAAGUGGGUGGAGGUCGAGCCACUAACAAGGAUAAGUGAGAAAAUGGCGGAAGUCACAAACCGGGAGAUCCUCAAAGGUUUACGAGCUCGGCUCGACCACGCAGGAGGCAACUGGGUCGACAAGCUCCCAAGUGUCUUAUGGGCACUUCACACGACUCCAAAAGAAGUGACCGGCGUAACACCAUUCCAGCUGAUGUAUGGAGGGGAAGCAGUGGCCCUCGUGGAGGUUGGAGUAAAAUCCGACCAGGUGCAACUCUACGACGAGAGAAAUAUCGAGCGGAGGUUAAUGGAGCUUGACUUGGUGGAUGAAUCGCGGGAUAAAGCCAUCGUCCGGCUAAUGGCAUACUGA
Zingiber officinale is the source of this 423-nucleotide messenger RNA. RefSeq lists its product as uncharacterized. The coding region runs from base 1 to 423 and encodes 140 amino acids. Gene Ontology annotation, molecular function: nucleic acid binding. NCBI's taxonomy places the organism in Eukaryota, Viridiplantae, Streptophyta, Magnoliopsida, Zingiberales, Zingiberaceae. The record is from RefSeq and is a predicted model, not a curated record. The transcript has 2 exons.